UCAGACGAGUGUCUCCUCAGUCCCGUUAGAUCCCACUUCGAUCACCACGAGUCAUCUCGUCGACCCAUAUCCCCUGGUGGCUUCCCUAACCCCCUUCCACCGAGUUAGAGGCCAGUAGCGAGGAAGUAAACGAAGAUGCGCACCAAUCUGUUCACGAGUCUUCUAACCCUAAUCCCGAUGCUGGGUAACUUAGCAUUGGGAUAUGAAGUUCAGACUCCUCCACUCGACACUGAUUGGACUUACUCGGUAGGAACUGAUCCUUGGCCGGAGUAUCCGCGACCGCAACUACAGCGGUCUCAAUGGCAAAGCUUAAACGGAAUCUGGAAGUGGAAGACGGCGUCGUACCCAGGCGAAGCCUUACCGGAAAGCCACAGCUUCCAGCAGGACAUAAUGGUACCGUCGUGCAUUGAAAGCGCGCUUUCAGGCGUAAUGAAGAUGAACCAGACCUAUUCGUGGUAUUCGACCGGAUUCCAUGUUCCUCACGGAUAUGUGCAGAAUGGUCACAGGGUCUUGCUGAACUUCGAAGCCGUGGAUCAUCAGGCGACUGUCUACGUCAACGGAGAGCUCGUCGGGACGCAUACGGGCGGGUACUGGCAUUUCAACUUCGACAUUACAAAAUAUCUCACAUCCAACGGCGAAAACACUCUUCACGUUUUCGUAUUCGAUCCCACAGAUGCCCAAGGUUAUAUGAACCCUGUUGGAAAACAGACUCGUACACCUUCGCACAUCUUCUACACGCCCUGCACGGGCAUCUGGCAGACAGUUUGGCUCGAGUCGGUCCCCGAAUCGCACAUCACCCAACUUGACGUUGUCGCAGAUAUGUCUGGACAAGUCAAUGUUACCGUUGGGACGUCCUGCAAAGGUUCUGACCCUGUUGUCAUCUCCGUAAUCGACAGCGACGGCAAGGUUGUGGGUUCUGGUAAGGGCAUCGCGAACCAGGCGUUUGAUUUCGUCGUAAAAUCACCAGACCUAUGGUCCCCGGAUUCGCCAACGCUCUAUAACCUUACCGUCAAAUUAGGAGACGAUAUUGUGAAUUCUUAUACAGGAUUUCGAACAUUCUCUAUUGGUGAGGUGGAAGGUGUGAAGCGUCCGCUGAUUAACGGUGAAUUUAUCUUCCAAUUCGGCACACUCGACCAGGGUUUCUGGCCUGAUGGCAUUUACACCCCACCUAACCGGGAGGCUAUGGUCUACGAUCUGAAGGUUUUAAAGGAUUUAGGGCUCAAUAUGCUUCGAAAGCACAUUAAAGUAGAAAAUGCUCUCUUCUACCAGGCCUGCGACCAACUGGGGUUGUUGCUCAUUCAGGAUAUGCCGUCUAUGCCUCUGCGAAAGCCUGACGCCGAUCAGCAAGCUGACUGGGAACGUCAGCUGGACAUUCUCGUCAAGCAACACAGGAAUUAUCCAAGUAUUUAUACCUGGGUUAUUUAUAAUGAAGGAUGGGGUCAAAUUUCCGAUGACUAUUACCCCGAAUUCAAUAUCACCACCCGUGUCAAAGAGUUGGAUCCCACAAGAUUUGUCGACGCCACGACGGGAUGGAAUGAUCAUGGAGCCGGCGAUUGGCAUGACAACCACCACUACGCAAACCCACAAUGUGGAACCCCGUUCUAUUCCAUUGCUUCUACUCCUUACGACAACCAGCGAAUUGCCAUCCAAGGCGAGUUUGGUGGGAUAGGCCACAACGUUUCCGCGGACCACCUGUGGAAAGUAAAAGAUGCUUUCCUUUCGAUCAAUCAGACUUACGAAAUCGACCUAGAUCUCGAUGCCUACAACUAUCGCGGUCAUCUCUUGCUGAGCGAGCUGCGCGAUCAGAUCGAAAGAUACGCUUGCUCGGCCGCCGUGUGGACCCAAACUACAGAUGUUGAGGGAGAAGUCAAUGGGUUCCUCACUUACGAUCGCCGAAUACAGCGCACUGACAAAAAUCAGUGGCGGUCGGAUAUCGAAGCCCUCUACGACGCAGCUGCAACUAGGGGUGGCAAGGCACCAAAAAGGAGAAUGGCCUUGUAAAUACGGGUGUAUAG
Molecule: messenger RNA, 2015 nt
Organism: Annulohypoxylon maeteangense
Lineage: Eukaryota; Fungi; Ascomycota; Sordariomycetes; Xylariales; Hypoxylaceae
Product: glycoside hydrolase family 2 protein
Exons: 8
Coding region: 136-2001 (621 amino acids)
Biological process (GO): carbohydrate metabolic process
Molecular function (GO): hydrolase activity, hydrolyzing O-glycosyl compounds
Source: RefSeq, a predicted model, not a curated record